Molecule: messenger RNA, 396 nt
Organism: Colletotrichum chrysophilum
Lineage: Eukaryota; Fungi; Ascomycota; Sordariomycetes; Glomerellales; Glomerellaceae
Exons: 1
Coding region: 1-396 (131 amino acids)
Source: RefSeq, a predicted model, not a curated record
AUGAAGCGCCACAUCGAACUCAACAGCUUGCGAGCCACUGCCGCAGCCUUCCUUCUUGUUCAAGGCGCCAACGCCGGCAAGGUCUACUGCGCCAAUGCAGAGGAGAAAGUCGUGGCCGAAUCAAAUUGCGACGGCACCGCACCACCAGGAACCUUCUACAUGUUCAACAGCGAAGAAGAACUCGGCAUCGGCUCCAAAGUCUCACUCAAGAACGCCGAAGUAUACGACAGCAACGAAGCGUUCGAGAAACGACACGAACUAUUCCCGGCCGAUGAGCCCAUGCAAGAUCUCGAGGACAAUGGUUUUGGGAAAAGAGCCUGUGGAACCGGAGCUGGAGGUGGUUAUCGUGGGGGUGUAUUUGUUCCUAUUAUUGUUCCCGUUAUUAUUGGCGGUUGA